AUGAAGGUCGUGAAGCUCAAAACCACUUCAGGCAAGGACGCCAUGGUUAAACUUGACUCCGGACACAGAGAUACUCAAGAUGUUAUGGAAAGGGAAGUACAUGAACAACCCGUCAAGAUGGGAGUUACAGAUAUUGUUGAUGCUUCUUUCGAUAAUGCUGGCGAUGCAGAAACUGAAGUGACUGGCAUCAGCAGUGAAAAACGAUUUGGUUCCACAUUUGUCGAUGACGCUGAUGAUUUGCAGCUUCAGCAACUACAAGACGAGUUGUCAGAUGAUUUGGUAGAUUCUGGGGAUGAUGCGACUCCUUUUCCAUCCCAGAAUGUUGUAUUGAGGAGGAAGUUAAGGAUGGUGAUUGAAGCAGAGGAUGAGGAAUAA
Molecule: messenger RNA, 375 nt
Organism: Ilex paraguariensis (yerba mate)
Lineage: Eukaryota; Viridiplantae; Streptophyta; Magnoliopsida; Aquifoliales; Aquifoliaceae
Source: the annotation of a GenBank genome assembly